UACGAUGUUAUAUCUAUCUAUAUUUUUAUUGUCUUCCUUUGUUUUUGUAACAUAACUUUAUAGAGCACUUUGUUCUGCCUAGGUUGGUUUUAUAUGUGCUCCAUAAAUAACUUGACUCGACUCGACUUGACUUAAUUACUACACAGUCUGAAUACCUUCUUUCCUGUCUCAGGGCUACAAAGGCUCCAAAGGUGACAUGGGAAUGCCUGGAGCCUCAGGGGAGAAAGGAGCAACUGGUUUACCCGGCCUACCUGGUGUCAAUGGGGUAAAAGGGGAUAAGGGAGAUACAGGUCUACCUGGUCCUCAAGGUUCUUCAAUUGUCGGCACUCCAGGGCCACAAGGGCCCCACGGACUCCCAGGACCCAUGGGCCCUCAUGGUUUCCCGGGACCGAAGGGGGAACCUGGUUUGCAUGGUGUGAAGGGUAUCCGAGGUGAACCAGGACACAAAGGGGACCGUGGACCUCUGGGUCUCCCCGUGAGUACACUCGUGCAUCAUGGGAUAUCUCCAACCCCAAAGUCCUGUCUUUUUAUUUCCUUAGACAUCCAUAAAAAUUUCUAUUUUGU
This is a messenger RNA of Etheostoma cragini (Arkansas darter), 564 nucleotides long. RefSeq names its product collagen alpha-1(XXV) chain-like. The transcript has 5 exons. The record is from RefSeq and is a predicted model, not a curated record. Lineage: Eukaryota; Metazoa; Chordata; Actinopteri; Perciformes; Percidae. The annotation marks the transcript as partial.